Molecule: messenger RNA, 676 nt
Organism: Schistocerca gregaria
Lineage: Eukaryota; Metazoa; Arthropoda; Insecta; Orthoptera; Acrididae
Exons: 2
Coding region: 67-480 (137 amino acids)
Source: RefSeq, a predicted model, not a curated record
CGCAACGCGCUGCGGCCGGGAGCUCACGCCGCGGCUCCCGGCGGCCGGGAAGUACAGGCAGCAGCCAUGCCGCUCUCCCUCGCCUUCACCUUCGCCCUGCUCCUCUGGUCUCCGGUCCCCGGCGAGCUGUCCUUCCAGCACCCAGGCGAGCAGACCGACCUCUCUGACCCCGGGGAGCGCGCCGCCAGAAACGGGCGAAUCGUGUACGCCGGCGUGCCUGACUCGGCCGGCGCUCCAGCCGGCAGGCGCCUGGACAGCUGGUACAGAGUGGACGAGGCGCUGCUCCGGAGGGCCCACCUGCUGUACGACGGGCGCAGCUCCCGUCCAGCGGCGCCCACCGGCGACGGCGACGGAGGUUUCCUGAUGCCCGCUGACGACACAGACACACCGGGCGAGCCGCGGCGCUUCUCCGUGCCGGAGCAGUGGCUGACCGUGCCCGAUAUGGAGGAACCUCCGCCUGGCCAAACUGCGCUCGUCUGACGUCUCACUGCGGCGCACAGUAAUACAUAAUCAACAUAUGUGAAGAGGUGGCAUGACACAGAGCCAAUGUAUCCACGGAGACAACAUGACAACUGUAAAAAGAAGAACAAAAGUGUUUAGAGAUAUAUGAAACAUAAAGAACAUGAAAACCUGUACUAACAUUUUCCUUGAUCCAAUAAAAAAAUUGUUAAAUAUU